AAAACAAAUACAACAAUGUCACAAGAAACUUUGACCAUUAAUUAAAAAAUUUCAAAAGUAAUUUACAAUGUGCACACAUUAAUUAACCAUACCUAUAGAUCACUAUGACUUUAAAGUGGACCCUACUAAAAUCCCCCUACAUGAAACCGGUUGGCUUUAUAUUCAACGUGUCUAUAUUUCCGUCAAACCGCGUAGCUCUUCAACACGCCCACAAAACCACGCUCACAUCAUUCAUAAAACCGCCAUUAAUUUAUAUUCUCACCAUAAUCCAUUUAUCCUCUUCUACAUAUAACCACAUAUAUCCCCUCAAAUCCUUCAUAAUUCACACCCAAAAAAUCUCUCAAAAAACCCUAAUUUUUCAUCAAAUUAGAAAAGAUCUAAUCCUUUCCAUGGAAGGGUUUUCAUAUCAGCAAUUUGGUGAUGAUCAAGUUGAUUAUUUUGAUCUUCUUCCUGAUCCAAUUCUUGUUUUGAUUCUUAACAAGCUUUUUGAUGCUAAAUCUUUGUGUAGUUGUCUUCUUGUAUCAAAAAGAUUUGCUUCUUUGGUAUGUGAAAUUGAUUCAAUUUCAAUCCAAACGAAUAAAAAAAGUCCCAAAUCUAAGAAAUUUAUUGAAGAUUCAUCAAAAUCAUCAAGUGGGUCCAAGGGUUUAUUCAAAAAUCCAUUCUUUAAGUUUAUCUACAAACCAAUUUCUCUAAUUCAACAAGCUAUUGCUAAUAAAAAGAUGAAUUCUUUGUCAAAAAAUGGUGGGGGGCUUGAUGUUUUGAAAUGGGUUGGAAAUACUCUCAAGAAUUUCCCAGAUGUUCAAUCAAUUAAUCUUGAACUUCCUUGUCAUGGAGGUGAAAUUGGGAUUAAUAAGAACAUCCCACUUUUAAAAUGGGAAGCUGAAUUCGGGAUAGAAAUGGAAAAAUGUGCAAUUUUGGGUGCAAAUUCAAUUAUUGAUAGAAAAGAGAAAAUUAGGUCAGAAAAUAAUGAAAAUGAAACCCAGAAUUUUUCAGAUGAAGAACUGAAAUUAAGGAUUAUUUGGAUAAUUUCUUGCUUAAUUGCAUCAUCAGCAAGGCAUAAUUUAAUGAAAAAAAUGGUGGGUCAAUGCCCGAAAUUAAGAAAAGCAAUAAUUUCAGAUGGUGGAAAACAGGGGAAACUUUGUAUGAAUGAAGAACAAAUUGAAAAUCUGAGAAAUUCAAUGAACAUUUCAAAAAAAGAAGAAAACCCAUCAUUGAAAUUAACAUCAGAAUCAAACCAAGAAAGUGAUGAUCAUGAUGAAUCAAAUUCAAUGAAUUAUUCAGGGUAUUUAGUGAUGAAAUUAUGGUAUGUGAAGGAAUUGGAACUGCCCUGUUCUGGGAAAAUUAUGAAAGGAGCAACACUUGUUAUGAUUAAACCUGAAAAAAAAGGAAAUAAUGAAGAAAAAGAAAAUGAUGGAUUGAAUAUGUUGAAAGCUUUUGAAGGUGAGGAUGUUUUUGAAGAGGCUGCUAAAGAAUUGUUGAAGAGAAAAGAGAAGAGAAUGUAUAGGUUGGAAAUGAAUUCUUCUUGAUUUUUUGUUUUUUUAUUUUAUUUUUAUUUUAAUUUAUCAUAAUUUCUGCGAUUUUUGUUUUGAUCUUUUUGGGAGCUAGUUUGUGUAUAUUAAUUAGUUUUAUGAGUAUAUUAGAUUAAUUUUUAGAGUUUCUUCAUUUUUUAUUUUUUUAUAUAUUUGAUUUGAUUUGAAGUAAAAGCUAAUAUUUAUAGUAGUAACUAAUUAUUGUUAUAAUGAUAAAUAAGGAAAUGAAGAAGAUGAAGAAGUGCAAUUAUUUUCAA
Amaranthus tricolor (Joseph's coat) is the source of this 1786-nucleotide messenger RNA. Its product is annotated as F-box protein At1g30200-like. Bases 105 to 1526 code for a protein of 473 amino acids. The transcript has a single exon. Lineage: Eukaryota; Viridiplantae; Streptophyta; Magnoliopsida; Caryophyllales; Amaranthaceae. The record is from RefSeq and is a predicted model, not a curated record. Gene Ontology annotation, molecular function: protein binding.